Molecule: messenger RNA, 978 nt
Organism: Pseudozyma hubeiensis SY62
Lineage: Eukaryota; Fungi; Basidiomycota; Ustilaginomycetes; Ustilaginales; Ustilaginaceae
Exons: 1
Coding region: 1-978 (325 amino acids)
Biological process (GO): protein phosphorylation
Cellular component (GO): cytoplasm; nucleus
Molecular function (GO): ATP binding; cyclin-dependent protein serine/threonine kinase activity
Source: RefSeq, a predicted model, not a curated record
AUGAACUACGUUCAGCUCGAAAAGCUCGGAGAGGGCACCUAUGCCACCGUAUACAAAGGUCGAUCAAGGCUCAACAACGAGAUUGUCGCACUCAAAGAGAUCCACCUCGAUGCCGAAGAAGGAACACCGUCAACUGCGAUCCGCGAGAUUUCGCUCAUGAAGGAGCUUCGUCAUACCAACAUUGUGCGCCUGUACGACGUUAUUCACACCGAGUCCAAGCUCAUGCUCGUCUUCGAAUUCAUGGAGCAGGACCUGAAAAAGUACAUGGAGAUUCACGGCCACCGAUGCGCCCUUGAUCCCGUAACGGUACGAUCCUUCAUGUUCCAGCUGCUAAAGGGAACUGCGUUCUGCCACGAGAACCGUGUCCUCCACCGAGACUUGAAGCCUCAGAAUUUGCUGAUUAACAAGCGAGGCGAACUCAAGCUGGCCGACUUUGGUCUGGCUCGAGCCUUUGGUAUUCCCGUCAACACGUUUUCCAACGAAGUCGUCACGCUAUGGUACCGCGCUCCCGACGUUCUCCUCGGUUCGCGCACCUACUCGACCUCGAUCGACAUCUGGAGUGCCGGCUGCAUCAUGGCCGAGAUGAUCUCCGGCCUGCCUCUCUUCCGUGGACGAGACAACAACGACCAGCUCAACCAGAUCUUGCGCAUUUUGGGCACUCCAGACGACAACACUAUGAAGAGGCUCGUCAACGACUCGCCCGAGAUUCAGAUGCGACCUUUCCCUCGGGUUCCUCGAGUGCCCUUCCAGAACAUGUUCCCCAAAGCGCACCCUCUGGCCAUCGACUUGCUCGACAAGCUCCUCAAAUUUGACCCCACACAGCGCAUCUCUGCCGACGAAGCGCUGCGACACCCUUACUUUACCACCUCGGCGGCCAUCGCCGGCCUUACGCAUCCGCAAAGCAACAGUCAGCUCAACCUCGGCAACGGCGGCGCACCUCAACAGGGCGCAUACCAGCAAGGCGUUCCAGGACAAUGA